CCAAAAAUCAGUUCAGUUUGCUUAACUCAAGAGUUAACAUAAUGAAGGUCUUGAUUGCAUUGGCUGCUUUCAUUGGCAUUGCACUCGCUGUGGACUACUGUGCUCUGCCCACUUGCCUGGACAAGCACGUUGCCUGCAACAACAAAGGAAACUUUAGCACUGAUUGCCCCAAGGACGUGCGUGUGAUUAAUAUUGAUGCCCAUCAAAAGUUGAUUCUUGCGCUGUUCAAUGAGCUGCGAAACAAAAUCGCCAGUGGUGCUAUUGAAGGUUUUCCCAAGGCAACACGUAUGGCCAAGAUGUCCUGGUGCGAGGAGUUGACACACUUGUCGCUCUUUAAUGUCAAGACUUGUCAGUCACUGCCCGACAAGUGCCGCAGUACCGAGCGCUUCGCUUAUGCUGGCCAAAACAAUGCUAUAUUCAGUUAUAGCGGUGCCGAAACUGAGUAUUCCGAUGCCGAAAUCAUUAAAGAACAGAUUGAGAAUUGGUUUGCUCAGCGCGCCAAUACUUCGCCCGAGAUACUAGGUAGCCUACCUGAGGAUUUGCCCAACAAGAAUAUUGCGAAAUUUACUGUUGCCGUAGCUGAGAAGAACACACAUGUGGGUUGUGCUGCAGUACGAUUCUCCCGUGACUAUUACAAUCACUUUGUGUUGACCUGCGAUUUUGCCACAACCAACAUUAUUGGACAUCCCGUGUACACGCCUGGCGACAAGUCCACCUCGGGCUGCAAGAACCGCUAUGGCGCUGCCUUUGACUACCCCAAUCUGUGCUACGCCAAGGAGAUCUACGACAACGAGAAGAUCGUGCCCGACAUCAAACUAUACUUGAAACUCAGUGCUCGUCAGUAUUCUCAGCUGGCUGCUGUAGCAGCGCAGCAGCAACAACAGCUGUUGCACCGGGGGAACAAUGGAACUCUGCUGUGCCUAGAAGUGCCACGCGCUCUGGGCUGGCAAAGUUUUCACACCAGCAACUGCCUUAGGUCAGAAAAGGUUGUAACAGUGCCGCCUUUUGCAGAUUCCAUCUCCGAGGGCGAUAUUAAAUUCACCUGCAAGGUUGGCGACUCCUUUGGUGCUGACGAUGCCGUCAUGGAGAUUGAAACGGACAAGACCACGGUAGCGGUGCCAGCGCCUUUUGCCGGCACAGUUACGGAAAUUCUUGUUAGUGACGGUGAUACGGUCAAGUCAGGACAGCAGCUGUUCAAAAUGAAGCCUGGUGCAGCGCCAGCCAAGGCUGCAGACGGCACUCGUCAGAUAUUGGGCACACGUUCUGAGCAACGCGUCAAGAUGAACCGCAUGCGUCAAAAGAUUGCGGCUCGCUUGAAGGAUGCACAGAACACGUGCGCUAUGCUGACCACUUUCAACGAAAUCGACAUGAGCUACGCGAUGGCCUUCCGUAAGGAGCAUUUGGAUGCGUUCGUUAAGAAGUACGGCAUCAAGCUUGGCUUCAUGUCCAUUUUCUCGAAGGCUAGUGCCUAUGCGCUGCAGGAUCAGCCCGUGGUCAAUGCCGUCAUCGAUGGCCAGGACAUGGUCUACCGCGACUAUGUGGAUAUCUCAGUGGCUGUAGCUACACCUCGUGGCCUCGUUGUGCCUGUCAUACGCAAUGUGGAGGGCAUGAACUAUGCGGAUAUUGAGAUUGCAUUGGCCGGACUCGCUGACAAAGCCAAGCGUGAUGCAAUCACCGUAGAGGACAUGGAUGGUGGCACCUUUACCAUCAGCAAUGGCGGCGUUUUCGGCUCCCUGAUGGGCACACCCAUUAUAAAUCCACCACAAAGCGCCAUUCUGGGCAUGCACGGCAUCUUUGAACGCCCGAUUGCAGUCAAGGGCGAGGUGAAAAUACGCCCCAUGAUGUACGUUGCGUUGACAUACGAUCACCGAAUCAUUGAUGGCCGUGAGGCGGUCAUGUUCUUGCGCAAGGUGAAGGCUGCUGUAGAGAAUCCUUCUAUCAUUGUUGCCGGCCUCAACAUACAUAUAUACAAAUCAAUGUCGGGCAUUAUAUCGAUGUUAACUAGACAAAUAACACGCAAUGUUGGAGCCAAAGUAUUGCGCAAUUAUAAAUUGAAUUUGCUUGUACGCCAGCAUUCAAGAUUAGUAGCUGGUGUUAUAUUAGUGCAACAGCAAAAACAGAGGCAUGUACUAAUUGGCAAGUACCAGCAGCAGCGGCAAGCUGGCAUAGGCUGGCCAGGCAUACAUACGAGCAGCAUUUUGAGAUCUGAGCAGGUUGUCAAUGCGCCGGCGUUUCCAGAGUCUGUAGCCGAGGGUGAUGUUAAAUUCACCUGUAAGGUGGGCGACUCUUUUGGUGCCGAUGAGCCUGUUAUGGAAAUUGAAACGGAUAAGACGGCGAUGCCUGUGCCAGCUCCUUUUGCAGGCACGAUAACAGAAAUUCUAGUCGGUAAUGGUGACUCCGUUAAGGCUGGACAGCCUUUAUUUAAAAUGAAGCCAGGCGCUGCACCUGCAAAGGCUGCACCAGCAAAGGCUGCGGCAGCGCCAGCGCCCGCUGCACCCGCAAAAGCUGCGCCCCCAAAGCCUGCGCCCGCCCCACCGCCUGCACCAGCGCCCACACCAGUGCCAUCGGGGCCCCGUCCUGGCGCUGUAGCUUCCUUAGCACCACAAGCACCACCACCUCCGCCACCACCAGCAGCUAAGCCUGCUGCCGCAGCAGCCAAGCCGGCGCCCGCUGGGGGUGUGCCACCCAUAACAGGCACACGCACCGAACAGCGUGUAAAGAUGAAUCGCAUGCGUCAGAAGAUUGCAGCGCGUCUCAAGGAUGCACAAAAUACUUGCGCUAUGCUGACCACGUUUAAUGAAAUUGACAUGAGCUUCUCCAUGGAUUUCCGCAAGCAAAAGCAAGAGGCUUUUAUGCAACAGCAUAGCGUCAAGCUGGGCUUCAUGUCCAUAUUCUCCAGAGCUUGCAGCCUGGCACUGCAGGAACAGCCCGUUGUAAAUGCGGUUAUUGAAGAUAAGGAAAUUGUGUAUCGUGACUUUGUGGAUAUCUCUGUGGCUGUGGCCACGCCUCGUGGCUUAGUUGUGCCUGUGAUACGCAGCGUGGAGACGAUGAAAUUUGCGGAUAUUGAAAAGGCACUGGGCGCAUUGGCCGCCAAGGCCAAAAAGGAUGCUAUUACUGUGGCGGAUAUGGCGGGCGGCACUUUUACCAUAAGCAAUGGUGGCGUAUUCGGCUCGCUGAUGGGCACACCCAUUAUAAAUCCACCACAGAGCGCUAUACUUGGCAUGCACGGCAUCUUUGAGCGUCCGAUUGCGAUUAAGGGCGAGAUUAAAGUACGUCCCAUGAUGUAUGUGGCCUUGACCUAUGAUCAUCGUAUUAUCGAUGGGCGUGAGGCAGUGCUGUUCCUGCGCAAGAUCAAGUCCGUUUUAGAGGAUCCCAGUGCUCUGGCUGAGGGUCUUUGAGUGCUUUUAAAACUGUAAAAAUUCAAAUGUAAACUGUGCACUGCGCUAUUAAACUUUCUGCAGUUCAA
Molecule: messenger RNA, 3466 nt
Organism: Drosophila busckii
Lineage: Eukaryota; Metazoa; Arthropoda; Insecta; Diptera; Drosophilidae
Exons: 14
Coding region: 42-3398 (1118 amino acids)
Biological process (GO): tricarboxylic acid cycle
Cellular component (GO): oxoglutarate dehydrogenase complex
Molecular function (GO): dihydrolipoyllysine-residue succinyltransferase activity
Source: RefSeq, a predicted model, not a curated record